Lagopus leucura (white-tailed ptarmigan) is the source of this 4792-nucleotide messenger RNA. RefSeq names its product sterol O-acyltransferase 1 (gene SOAT1). Gene Ontology annotation, cellular component: endoplasmic reticulum membrane. Gene Ontology annotation, biological process: cholesterol metabolic process; cholesterol efflux. The record is from RefSeq and is a predicted model, not a curated record. The transcript has 16 exons. Gene Ontology annotation, molecular function: cholesterol O-acyltransferase activity; fatty-acyl-CoA binding; cholesterol binding. The coding region runs from base 1249 to 2904 and encodes 551 amino acids. NCBI's taxonomy places the organism in Eukaryota, Metazoa, Chordata, Aves, Galliformes, Phasianidae.
CUUUUCAACACAGGCCAUUCUGUGAUUCCGUGAACCUUCCUUCCCUCCUCCCAGAACUCCUUGUUUUUAGUUCCGUUCUGUUAACCUUUCUGCUGGAUGCUAACAACUCCCAGCCUGUGGUGGGAAGGAAGGAGCGCUUCCUUGCCUCUUGGAGGUGGGCAGUGCGCUCUGAGUGGAGCCAGAGAACCCCUGCUGUUCAAGGACAGAUGUGGCUUUGGGGCAUCUCACCGGUGUAAGAGCAGAAGGGUUGAAGUGGCUGCUUUCCAUGUGCUUUUAAGCCACAGGUGGGCAGAACGGCCCUGUGCUGCUGCAGUGGGAAGGCAGGAAGGUGGAAAAAGUCAUGUUGUCACAGUGGUGGCUGGGUUGCUUUUAAAGGUGAGAGGAUUGUUCAGAGUGAUUGCAGCAGCAAUGGCAGAGAGCUGUUAGAAGGGGGCUAGAUCCUGCCAGCAGGAUUUCUGCACCAGUGAGAGUAUUUAUUUGCUGUGAGAAGGCGUAUUGUUCUCGUGCCUGGUUCUUUGUGUUCUUCAGGUAAAGGCUUUUGUAUAAGCUCACACCACUGUAAUUUAUAUAUCAGUCAGCUGAGAAGCUUGUUGUUUUUGUGGUUUCUGUUUCUAUAGCAUGUAGACUGACCUGGUUGUGACUUCCUUACGUGGGGCUGAAAAGGGACAGUGUCCUGCAAGAAAUGGUUUGUGGUCAAUUGAUGUUUUGCUUGGUGUUGCAGAAGCUGCUCCUGUGUACCCAAAAGAUUGGCAGGUCCUCUGCUGGAGGAACAAAUGCAGGAAGCUGACUCCUGCCAGCAUAUGAUCAUAAGGGUCCAGUUUCCCUUUUGUGGAAGUGUCUGUCUCAGUUCUCUGAGGAAAUCCUUCUUUAGUUGCUUUCUGACUUCUUUUUCUCAGCCCAGCUGUGACGGAUCAGGUGUUCCCUAUUAGCUAGCAGCUCUGACACUAGCAGUGAUUUUUGUCAUUGGAUGUGUUCAAACCAGAUUUUCUCUUCCUGUUUUUCCCUGGUUCGCAGCACAGCCGUUGUCUGGCCAGACAAAAUACAAGGAUCUAUUGAGGAAGCUGCUUUUUCAGUGAGAACUGAAGCUUGACAGGAGGGGGCUUGGCUCAGGCAAAACCAUGCGGGUGAUCUUGCAAAGCAAACGUGCCAGAGCUCUCUGAAGACAAAUUUUGCUGUCAGGCUGACUACUGGAGAGCAUUUUCAAGGGCUUUUUGCGCUUUUAAAGAUUUCACAAAGGCUCAGGCAGCAAUGGCAGGGGAAGACUGUGUAAGAAAACGCCCGUCUGGCUCCACCACAACCUACAAGAGCUCUGAGAAUGAAGAAAUGCAGAGGAGACCUGAUGGCGACAGAUCCUUUCAAAACUCCAGCAAUGGUCGCGUUGAUGUGGACCAUGUGAUAACAAGGAAGAUGCAGCUAAUAGCAGAAGCUGAGCAACUGAAGCCAGUUUUCAUGAAGGAGGUGGACAGUCACUUCACAGAGUUUGUGAACAGUUUGGUGGCAAAGUCAGCACUCCUGGAUUCCUCAUCUUCAGCUUCCCUCUUCCCGGCUUCCUGCUCUGAGAAGGAGCUACACAAAGCCAAGACCUUAAGAGCCCCUCCAGAACAUGGGAAGAUCUUCACUGCCAGGAGGUCCCUCUUGGAUGAGCUAUUUGAAGUGAGUCACAUCAGGACAAUCUAUCACAUGUUCAUCGCUCUUCUCAUCGUCUUCAUCCUCAGCACACUUUUAGUGGACUUCAUUGAUGAAGGAAGGCUGGUCCUUGGGUUUGAUCUCUUGGUCUACGUUUUUGGAAAGUUUCCGGUCGUCUUCUGUACUUGGCUGUGCAUGUUCUGUGCCACAGUUAUCAUUCCAUACAGCCUUUUCUUCCAGUGGGCCCAAGGUUACAGCAGUUCCUCCCAUCGUGUAAUCUACUCUCUCUUCUACGGGACACUGUUCACUCUCUUCCAAACCGUUGGGCUUGGGAUUGGGCCAACGUAUGUUGCUGUAUCAUAUGCUCUGCCUCCAGCUUCCCGUUUUAUUGUAAUACUGGAACAGGUUCGUCUUGUUAUGAAGGCUCAUUCAUUUGUCCGUGAGAAUGUGCCCAGAGUCCUGUCUUCUGUAAAGGACAAGUCUGGCUCAGUACCUAUUCCUCGCAUUUCUCAAUACUUGUACUUCCUCUUUGCUCCCACCCUCAUCUACAGAGACAACUAUCCCAGGAAUCCUACAGUAAGAUGGGGCUACGUAGCUACCAAGUUUGCACAGGUGCUUGGUUCGCUUUUUUAUGCCUACUACAUCUUUGUGAGGCUCUGCAUUCCUCAGUUUCGCAACAGUAGUCAAGAAACAUUUAAUCUUCGAGGGCUGGUCUUGUGCAUCUUCAACUCAAUUCUGCCUGGUGUACUGAUUCUUUUCCUGGUCUUCUUUGCCUUCCUUCACUGUUGGCUUAAUGCAUUUGCUGAGAUGAUGCGCUUUGCAGAUAGGAUGUUCUACAAGGACUGGUGGAACUCCACAUCCUAUGCAAACUACUACCGAACUUGGAAUGUGGUAGUGCACGACUGGCUCUAUUACUAUGCCUAUAGGGACUUCCUCUGGUUUUUUGGCAAGAAGUUCAAAGCUGCAGCUAUGCUGUCUGUCUUCACAGUAUCAGCUGCUGUGCACGAGUAUGUUCUGAGCAUCUGCUUUGGCUUCUUCUACCCAGUUCUCUUUUGCCUGUUCAUGUGCUUUGGAAUGCUCUUUAACUUCAUCCUUAAUGACCGCCGGAAGGGGCCCAUCUGGAACGUGAUCAUGUGGACAUCCCUCUUCCUGGGCCAAGGUGUCAUCAUCUGCCUCUACAGCCAGGAGUGGUACGCCCGCCAGUACUGCCCUGCACAAAAUCCUGUGUUCCUGGACUACUUAAAGCCUCGCUCGUGGUCGUGUCACAUGCAGAUGUAAGAACUUGUAUGCUCUGGCCACGCCAUCACAGAAGAACAGUUUCCUUCACGUACUUGGACCAUUGACUAAUUCACUGCGGACUUUUUCUAAGGGAAUUUUUGCCUCCUGAUUAUUUGGGAGAAACUGUAUCUUUUAAAAACAGUACUGAAGCAACCCAGUUGAACUGGAUUGCACCAGGCUUCAUAGGCAGCAUCUGUCAUGUGCUGCCCCCCUUUGAGCCAUUUCCAUGCCAGUGAAACAUUAUGCUGAAGGUGCAGUCUACUGGAAUCCUACUCGUCCUGGGGUCCCCCAAGUGGCUGCUCUUCUGGGCAGUCGUCCAGUCAGAUUUGCUAGUAGCUCAUGGUUGGCUUCCGUCCAUCUUCCUCGGUCACCCCUUUGCAAUUUUUGUCUCCUUUUUGGUAAUGGGAUGUCUACAGAACUUCUAUUCUUUGUGAUCUUGUCCGUUGCUAUGCCACGGACAAGUGACGGAGCAACAAGUUAUAUGCCUCCUUGCUGUGAAAAUAGCCAAAGCAUUCCUGGAUGGCUUUGAACUGCAUUCUAUGUACAAUGGCUGCCUAGGGAUUUCAAAUGGGCAGAGGAAGAGGGUAUUUUUUUGUGUGGCUGUGUUGGAGAAUCAGCUCUUUCUAUCUUCAGAAGCAGGGCACAGUAUGUGCAGUUUGUCUUUUUUAAAUGGAAAACCUAGGUUUUCUCUAUGUCUGUUAAGUUCGUAACUGACUUUACAGCUUUUUUGUCUUCUGAAAGCCCUUGUGACUUGAGGAAUAGAUUUCUUGUAGCUCUUCCUUUCCGUUGCUCACAGAUAAUCAGAUUUUUUUUUUAACACAAUUUACUUAAAAGAGCUUUUUCUUUUAAUUUGGCAGAUGCUUUAAGGUAUACAAAUUAAGGCUUUCUGUAGUGAGAAAGAUUUGAAAUACUAUGACUGAACUGUAAGGAAAUGUGAUUGACUUUACAGGUACAUAGUGCAUUCUCAUUUGAGAUGUCUGUGUUGGGUUCUUUACCAGCAUGUCAUGGUGCCCCUUGCCAACAUGUACUGUAGCAGUCUCUAUCACUGUCAGUGGGGAAUUAGGGUUGACCCAGCAGUUGGAGUCAGAGCUGCUUUUGCAUCUGCCUGUGUCUGCCCUCGUCAGUGAGAUUUUUUUCAGCUGAAAAUAAGUUUUCUACAUAUUGCUCUCCUACUUCUGAAGAGGGAGGACAUCUUCCCAUAGACACUGCUAAAAGAAGCGCAGUGAAUUUGGUCUUUCAGUAUGUAUUUAUAACAGCAGCUAUUCUGUCUGAAUUAGGCAGAGCCCCUUCAGCUUCCUUGCACUGUCAGAUGUUAAGCACAGAAAGGAACUUAGGUCGGGUUUGGGUGCAUAUCUGUUCAGUUUUCCUGAAAUCGUAGCUUCCAUUAUUGGAGAAGGAAGGUAACCUGCUAGUUUCUCUAACUGUUGUCACCUUGACUUUGGUCAUGGGGAUUCUGUUAAUUACUCAAAUGUUCUUAAUUGCCACUUCUCAGCAACAGCUUUUCCUUACUAACAUACAGCCCAGGUAUUAGAUACCAGCAGUAAUGGACUCGUGGACCUGUCUCCCACUUAAACGUCUUUUGGGCUUCUCUUUUUAUUAACCUGAGUCAUGAAAGUAAAUUCAUGAGAGCUAGGCACUACUUACUCUUCCAACUUUUGAAAUGCCUGUAAGAGGAAAUGCUGUGCUUCAGAAGGGAUGCUGUCAAGUCAAAUUUGCCAAAUUGCAGACUUGCGUGUGUUGUUCUCAUCUAAAAACAUCUCCUACCAGAACUUGUCUGAAACAGUUGGGUUGGCUUCAGAGGAAGGAGUGUGUGUAACCAAACCUGGCAGUAUUAGUAUACAAAAUCCCAGGAAUGAAAUACAUUACUCUUAUCUUGUUCAGUCUGAAU